UGCCCUGGGCUUAGGGCAGGUUGACUGCUGCUGCUUUUUAAAGUGUAGUUUUAACGAGUCGCGUCUCUUGUCUCCCCGAACAACAAGCUCCGUCGGUCGGAUACAAAGAGUCCAGAGGAGCCGAUAGGACCUCCCCGGUUCUCUGCCAUGUUUUUCUAACGGAUUACCGGAUGAACCCGCAGGAUGAACAGAUCUGAACCUUCAGCUCUCGGCUCCUGCAGCUCGCGGACCAACGGCCAUGGCUCUCGGUCUCAGGAGCCUCGUAAACAUAAAGCCAUGUCUAGUGCCAAAGUUCUCUACGAACAAAGGAAACAUUUCACCAGAACCAGCAUCAACAGUCUGACGGACACGUCUCAGUACCACGUGGAGCACCUGACCUCCUUCGUGUUGGAUCGUAAAGACGGACUUGUCUCCGUGGACGACGGCGUGCGACGGCUCCGCCUGCUGGACGCCAAAGGAAAGGUCUGGACUCAGGAGAUGUUACUGCAGGUGGACCAGAAGACCAUCAGCCUAAUAGACCAGGAGACAAAGAACGAGCUAGAGAACUUCCCCAUGGGGACGAUCCAGCACUGCCAGGCCGUGAUGAACGCCUGCAGCUACGACUCCAUCUUGGCUCUGGUGUGUAAAGACCCGGGUCAGAACAAACCGGACCUCCACCUGUUCCAGUGUGACGACAUCAAGGCAACUCUGAUCCACGCAGACGUAGAAAGCGCCGUGAUCGACGCCAAAGGAGGCAAAGUGAAGAAGAGGCCGGAGGCGUUGAAGAUGAUCCUGAAGAGCGACGGGAUCAUCCCCCCUCCCCCCGCUGACCCCGCCCCCGAACCACCUGCGUCGGCCAAUCAGGUGGACGUGAAGAGCCGAGCGACCGCCUGGUCAGCGUGGACCAAUGAGCAGCAAGACUAUGAGAAGCAGCGCCAGGUGUUGGAGGAGGACGGGCCGGUGGAGAUGACUGCAGCCCGAGUGGACCGAGACGUGCAAAUCCUGAACCACAUCCUGGACGACAUCGAGCUGUUCGUCACCAGGCUGCAGAAAGCUGCCGAGGCCUUCAGCGAGCUCUCCAAGAGGAAGAAGGCCAAGAAGGGCAAGAAGAAAGGUCCGGGAGAGGGCGUCCUCACGCUGCGCUCCAAACCUCCUGGAGAGGACGAGUUCGUGGAAUGUCUGCAGAAGUUCAAACAUGCCUUCAACCAGCUGGGGAAGCUGGCGGAUCAAAUCCAGAACCCGAGUGCUGUGGAUCUGCUUCACUUCCUGUUCUCUCCUCUCAGGAUGGUGAUCCAGGCUUCUGGCAGUGUGGAUCUGGCUCGCAGCGUUGUGGUUCCUCUCCUGAGCAGAGAGACCAUCGACUUCCUGCACACCUCGGGGACGGCGGAGGAGAGACACCUGUGGGUUGCCCUGGGAGACGGCUGGACCAAGUGCAGGUUGGAGUGGCCCAGGCACCACUACUUCCCCCCCUGCGUGCUGACCUUCCAGGAUGGCUGGGAGCCGCCGCUGAUCCUGGAGACUCGGUCCAGAGACCAGGAUCUGACUCAGCUGGAUCUGAGUCCCCCCAGCGCUGAGAUCCAGAGACAAGAGGACCUGAGGGUUCACCUGGAGGCGGCGGUCCAGAGGUCGCCCCCCACAGACGGGUACGCCUCCUGCAGCUCCUACAGACGGAUGCAGAUCCUGGAUCAGGACUCCACCGUGGCGGCUUUCAAACAGGCCGUCAGCCGCCGCGUAGACCGGAGUUUUGACGCCGACAGCAGAAACCAAACAAAACUUUUUGCCAAAUCUAAAUACGACUUCGUGGCGAGAAACAACAACGAGCUGUCGCUGCUGAGGGACGAGGUCGUCGAGGUCCUGGACGACAGGAAGCAGUGGUGGAAGGUGGGUAACGGAGCCGGGGCGUCCGGCUACGUGCCCAACAACAUCCUGCAGCUCGCCGACGUGGAGGGCCGAGGAGAGCCCAUCUACAGCCACACCAUCCAGAAGCAGACCACCGGGACAGACCACACCCCCGGUAAACCACUCGUGACUCCGCCCCCUCCGGCCCCCACGCCGCCCCCUCCGGCCCCCGCCCGGGUCCCCACGCCACCGCUGCCUCCUCCGGCCACCAGCCGCCAGAACAGCACCGCGUCCAGCGACAUCGGCGGCGUCGCCAUGAGGGACCACAACAACCAGAGGCCUCCACCCGUCACCCGAAGAAAAUCCAACAUGGAGGAGGUUCAGGACGAGCUGAUGCACCGACUGACUUUAGGACGCAGCGCUCAGAAGAAGCUUCAGGUCUCUGCUCGCGGCCCGCCGGCCAACAGCAUCACCUACGACUCGUCACCUGAUGACGUCAGAGCCUGGCUGGAGGCCAAAGGCUUCAGCCCAGUCACCAUCACCAGCCUCGGGGUCCUGACCGGAGCUCAGCUCUUCUCUCUCAACAAAGAGGAGCUGAAGACCGUUUGUCCCGACGACGGAGCUCGAGUCUUCAGCCAGGUCACCGUGCAGAAGGCAGCGCUGGAGAGGGGUUCAGGCUCCGAGCUGCAGGAGAUCAUGAGGAGGCGGCAGGAGAAACUGGCAGCCGGCACCUGCGAUUCAGGGGUGGAGUCUUUUGACGAAGGCAGCACCCACUGAGCGCCUACGUGGCUUCCUUCCCUUCCCUUCUUCCCUUCUUCCCUUCCUGCUUUACUUUCACUCUCAUUUCCUUCACACUGCAGCCUGCUGUCCUCUCGCCCUCUUCAUCCUCAGGCGGCGGCCGACCACGCCGAGUUCGUGGAGAUCAUGCGGCGGCGACGGCAGGAGCUCCUCAGCUCGUCUCCUUAAGGACGCUUCGAAAGGACCUCGAGGAGACGACGUCCUGAAGGUCACGGGGUCGGUCCAAAGAGAAGCCGCUCAGUAUUAACGGCUAGCGACGGUUUUCUACAAUCUUCAAAAGAAUUAGAAAAAAGAUUUGGAUCCUGAUCCACAAAAUAUAAAUCAUAAAAACGUUUAAGAAGCUUCUAGAGAAUAUCACACAAUGCAAAUAUUACACGUCGUAAACAAAUUUAUUAUGUAACUCACAUCUCGAUCCACGAGAUUUGUUUUUUUUCUUCAUUUCUUGUGACUUUGAGACGACGACGAGAAAAAGAGGAACAAACUGGUUUUGAUGGUUUGAAACUACAGAAAGAAAGUUGUUCUGACAGAGAAUUAUGAUAUUAAUAGAAUAUAAUCUUUGUUUUAUGGUUAUAUCAAAAGCUUAAUAUAAUUUAAAUAGAACUGAAAAAGUGAAUAAGUGAAAAUAUUUUUAUUGAAAUGCACAAUAACUAUAAUAUAAUGUCUCGUUCAUGGAUAUCAUGUGAUUGGUUCAGCAUUUAAUUUCUUUCUUUUCAUAAGCAUUUUUUUUGCACAAUAAAUAAUAAUAAUGUGAGUGAAGAAUCAAACCUGUGAAAAGAUUCAGAAUCACAGCGACGUUCCUACUGUAAACAUGACGAAUGUGUUUCCUUCAGGCUCCGCCCACAAGAACAGCUGUUCACAGGUGUAAUAAAAUAUAGAGUCGCAUGACAUCAUGCGUGACAUCAUCAUGUGUGACAUCAUCAUGUGUGACAUCAUCACAGUGAUCUUUUUAUUAAGUUACAAACUCAAUGUGUUUGACGACGUGUAGAACCUGUUCCACUGGAACAUAGGAACAUAGGAUGUAGGGAACAUAGAACAUAGGGCCGAGGGAACAUAGGACUAUAGGACCGAGGGAACAUAGGGCCAAGGGAACAUAGGACUAUAGGACCGAGGGAACAUAGGACUAUAGGACCUAAGGAACAUAGGACUAUAGGACAGAGGGAACAUAGGACUAUAGGACCGAGGGAACAUAGGACUAUAGGACCUAGGGAACAUAGGACUAUAGGACAGAGGGAACAUAGGACUAUAGGACCGAGGGAACAUAGGACUAUAGGACCUAGGGAACAUAGGACUAUAGGACCGAGGGAACAUAGGGCUAUAGGACCGAGGGAACAUAGGACUAUAGGACAGAGGGAACAUAGGGCUAUAGGACCGAGGGAACAUAGGACUAUAGGACAGAGGGAACAUAGGGCUAUAGGACCUAGGGAACAUAGGGCUAUAGGACCGAGGGAACAUAGGACUAUAGGACCUAGGGAACAUAGGACUAUAGGACCGAGGGAACAUAGGGCUAUAGGACCGAGGGAACAUAGGGCUAUAGGACCGAGGGGCUAUAGGACCGAGGGAACAUAGGACUAUAGGACCGAGGGGCUAUAGGACCGAGGGAACAUAGGACUAUAGGACCGAGGGAACAUAGGGCUAUAGGACCGAGGGAACAUAGGGCUAUAGGACCGAGGGAACAUAGGGCUAUAGGACCGAGGGAACAUAGGGCUAUAGGACAGAGGGAACAUAGGACUAUAGAACCAAGGGGCUAUAGGACCGAGGUAACAUAGGGCUAUAGGACCGAGGGGCUAUAGGACCGAGGGAACAUAGGACUAUAGGACCGAGGGAACAUAGGGCUAUAGGACCGAGGGGCUAUAGGACCGAGGGAACAUAGGACUAUAGGACCGAGGGGCUAUAGGACCGAGGGAACAUAGGACUAUAGGAUCGAGGGAACAUAGGCCGAGUUUACUGACAAACUGUAAAGUCAGAGGCUGGUCUUCUGAUUCCUUUAAGAACUCUUCCUCCAUGUUUGUUUUUAUUGGUGAUACACUCGGUGUACUUCCUCAGUACUACUCGGUACUACCUCAGUUAGUACCUCAGUACUACUCGGUACUACCUCAGUUAGUACCUCAGUACUACUCAGUACUACCUCAGUUAGUACCUCAGUACUACUCGGUACUACCUCAGUUAGUACCUCAGUACUACUCGGUACUACUCGGUACUACCUCAGUUAGUACCUCAGUACUACUCGGUACUACCUCAGUUAGUACCUCAGUACUACUCGGUACUACUCGGUACUACCUCAGUUAGUACCUCAGUACUACUCGGUACUACUCGGUACUGCCUCAGUUAGUACCUCAGUACUACUCGGUACUACCUCAGUUAGUACCUCAGUACUACUCAGUACUACUCGGUACUGCGUUCCCUCACCGAUCACAUUGACAGAUCUGAGCUGCUGAUUCAGACCGAAUGAAGCAUCUGACUCAAAAACCUAAAAAUUAAAAAAGGAAGUUAGAACUUGAAAACAAUACCAGGAAUAUACAAAUCAAUAUUAUCCAAGUGAAUUUGCAGUAUUUUGAGGUGUGUAAUACUGGGUGUGUUUACCCUGCUCAGCAAAGGAGGUGAGAGGGUGUGACAGAACUUUAAUGUACACUUUAUUAAAUUUACCAUUCGAGAACGUAAA
This is a messenger RNA of Cyclopterus lumpus (lumpfish), 5275 nucleotides long. It is a transcript of the gene eps8a, whose product is annotated as epidermal growth factor receptor pathway substrate 8a. The record is from RefSeq and is a predicted model, not a curated record. The transcript is spliced from 21 exons. Gene Ontology annotation, molecular function: actin binding. Bases 184 to 2595 code for a protein of 803 amino acids. Lineage: Eukaryota; Metazoa; Chordata; Actinopteri; Perciformes; Cyclopteridae. Gene Ontology annotation, biological process: regulation of Rho protein signal transduction; Rho protein signal transduction; positive regulation of ruffle assembly. Gene Ontology annotation, cellular component: plasma membrane; ruffle membrane; vesicle.